CCUGCGCGUUCGUCGUCCUCCUCGCCCUCCAGGCCGCCGCGUCUGGCCGGAGUCCUCCUCCACCGCCGCCGCCACUGCUGCCGCCGCCUCCGCCUCCCCCAUGCUUUCCGCCUCACUGCUCCGCCGCCCGGGCCUGGGCCGCCUCGUGCGCCAAGCUCGCGCUUACGCUGAGGCCGCCGCCGCCCCGACCCCCGCAGCCGGCCCGGGCCAGAUGUCCUUCACCUUCGCCUCCCCCACGCAGGUGUUCUUCAACGGUGCCAACGUCCGGCAGGUGGAUGUGCCCACGCUGACUGGAGCUUUUGGCAUCCUGGCGGCCCACGUGCCCACUCUUCAGGUCCUGCGUCCUGGACUUGUCGUGGUGCACGCGGAGGAUGGCACCACCUCCAAGUACUUCGUGAGUAGUGGUUCCAUCACGGUGAAUGCCGACUCCUCGGUGCAGCUACUGGCCGAAGAGGCAGUGACGCUGGACAUGCUGGACCUGGGGGCAGCCAAGGCGAACUUGGAGAAGGCGCAGGCGGAGCUGUCGGGGGCUGCGGACGAGGCUGCGAGGGCGGAGAUCCAGAUCCGCAUCGAGGCCAAUGAGGCCUUGGUGAAGGCCCUGGAGUAGGCGGUCUGUGCGUGCCCCUCAUCAGCGGGGAAACCAAGGCUUGCAGCUGAGAGGGGAUGUCUUCAGCAGGUGGAACCAGCUCCCUGGGGUCCAGGCUGUCUGCAGGGGCCAGCAAACCCCAGCAUCGUCUUGGGGGAGCCAAGGAGGCCACCAGGGGGCAGUGCAGCCCAGGCUUCUGACCCUGCCUGGGGCUCUGCCCCUGUGCCCAAGACCACAGGGGGAACAAGCCCCUCACCAGCUUUGGCAGGCCUGGGGGCUGGGUCUGUCACCCCCACCCUGAUGGGCCUGACACCACCCCUGUGCCCUGCAGAGCCUGCUGCUGGGACCUCUGUGCUCCGGAGCCACCUCCACAGGUGACCUUCCCUCAGCCCACGCCCCCAUUAAAGACCAGGAAGCCUG
Messenger RNA from Propithecus coquereli (Coquerel's sifaka), 1006 nucleotides. RefSeq names its product ATP synthase, H+ transporting, mitochondrial F1 complex, delta subunit (gene ATP5F1D). Gene Ontology annotation, biological process: proton motive force-driven ATP synthesis. The transcript has 4 exons. Lineage: Eukaryota; Metazoa; Chordata; Mammalia; Primates; Indriidae. Gene Ontology annotation, molecular function: proton-transporting ATP synthase activity, rotational mechanism. The record is from RefSeq and is a predicted model, not a curated record. Bases 101 to 607 code for a protein of 168 amino acids.